Molecule: messenger RNA, 1218 nt
Organism: Nematocida parisii ERTm1
Lineage: Eukaryota; Fungi; Microsporidia
Exons: 1
Coding region: 1-1218 (405 amino acids)
Source: RefSeq, a predicted model, not a curated record
AUGAAAAAUUAUAAUCAAUCGAAUCUAAGAGAGAAAUUAAAAGAAGUUUCUUCAUAUAUAUUGGAUAGUGGAAUAAACACAAAGUAUUUUAGUGAUGAACUAAUAAAUGCAAUAACAGGAAUAUGCAAGAAAGAGUCGAUAUUUCAUGAAAAAUAUGCAUCAUUAAGUAAUUUUGGAUAUAAUAUAUUUACUUCAAAUAUAUCACAUCUAAUUAGUAAUUUAGACAAUGAGUAUGACGAAGAACAAAUUGUAUCAAUAGUUAACAAUUCAAUAGAAGACACAGAGAUGGCUAUGGAUGCUAUACAGAAAGCAGCAGAAUCAAAGAUCAAAAAUGAAAAGCAGAAAGCAGCAUAUUAUGAUAUGAUAAAUAAUAACCAUAUAGCAACAAAUUGGGCUUGUUUAUGUAAGCAUGAGUUCUUAUAUAAUUGUGUAAGAAGAAUAGAUACUAAGAAAAAUAAUUUUGAGGCAAUUGAAGAAAAAUAUGCUGAUAUAGUGAACAAUAUAUUUGAGCUAACUGAGAAUAAGGAGUGUUCAAGAUUUCAAAGAGCUAUGGAUAUAAUGACAAUCCACGGAGAUAAUAUUUCUAUGCUUUGUGAUGACAGAUACAGACAAGAUGAAAAUAUGGAGAUACUUGGUUUAAACAUUGAUGAUGUUUAUUCGCUGCAAUUAUUUGCGAAAUUUGAGAAAUUUGAUGGGCCAGUAAUUAUAAAACAUAUAUAUGAUUCAAUAGGCAUUGAGGAUAGCAAAGGCCAGCAAUAUAAUUUUUAUGACACUGCACUUAGUCUAAAUCAUUUCAGAAGUACAACUAAAGAAGAUUUUUUAUCAGAUAACAAAAGUUGCAUAAAUGGAUUUAAAGAAGAUUUAGAUAUACUUAAAAAAACAAAAACAGUAUUUAUUAAUGAAAAUGUUCUAAAUAAUGUUAAUAUUACAUUGAUGGGAUUUGGUAUUAAUACAGAUGCUUUUAAAAAUAAUGUAGUUCAACUAUACUUAGAAAGUGUAAGAAAACAAAUUUCUAGUAUUAGUGGGUCAGAUGUUAAUAUUGCUACAAGAAAUACAGAAAAUAUUAAUGUUGCUAUACAAUAUCCAGAAAAAACACAGCAUAGUAAUAAGUUUAGUAUUAUAAGAAAUUGUGCUAUUUCUAUUAUGGUGGUUAUUUUUAUUCUAUUAUUCGGGUUAUCCAUUUUAAAAUUAUUCUCUGAUAAAGUAAUAUUAAUAUAA